UAAAAAAGAAGAAAGAGAGAGAGAGAGAGAGAGAGAGAGAAAGAAAGAGACAAAAGGAGAGGCUUUUCGAAGGAUGAUCGACUAUAUGAUUUUAGAAGCUAAUCAGGAUGAACCCGAUACUAGCAGUUGAAUUAUUGUUCUUCGCCAUCUUCGGACAGACAACUCAUGAGCAGUUCAAAGUCGAACCUUAUCAACCCGAAUGGACCACGGUCCUAUUCAAGCUCGCCUUCGGAAUUUACAUGUUGGUAUCGGUGGUCGUGUUGAUAAACCUCCUGAUCGCCAUGAUGAGCGACACUUAUCAACGGAUACAGGCUCAAUCUGAUAUCGAAUGGAAAUACGGAUUGAGCAAACUCGUUAGAAAUAUGCACAGGACAACUACGGCGCCGUCUCCCCUAAACCUUUUAACUACUUGGCUAACAUACUUCUUCAAAGUCUGCAAAAAACGUAUGGCGAAAAAGCAAAGGCCAUCCUUGAUGCAUAUGAUGGGCUUGCAAAGGACUAGAAUGUCACCACGUUCGAGAAUGGGAGCAAAGUGGUUAUCGAAAGUGAAGAAGACUCAAGUAAUGCACAAGGACAGCGUUGCUUUGUCUGUGGUACACUUGAGUCCAUUGGGAAGUCAAUUAUCUUUCAACAAUGCGAUUAGAAUUGACAAUGUUGUCGACUGGGACGUAGUUAGACGAAAAUAUCGUGAUCUCUAUGGUGACAAUGUUGAGAAAGUUGCCGAAGAAGCUAAAGAAGCUGUAGAAACGGAUCUUUUAGCUGCCUUUGAGGAACCAUCGUCCACUGGUCCAACUAGAAACGAAACGUCUGGCUCACCAAAUGCCUGAUCAAAGGCUACCAUGGAAAUACCUGUCUGCUUAGGGAACC
Polistes canadensis is the source of this 867-nucleotide messenger RNA. RefSeq names its product short transient receptor potential channel 3-like. The transcript is spliced from 4 exons. The record is from RefSeq and is a predicted model, not a curated record. Bases 108 to 827 code for a protein of 239 amino acids. Gene Ontology annotation, cellular component: membrane; glycosylphosphatidylinositol-N-acetylglucosaminyltransferase (GPI-GnT) complex. Gene Ontology annotation, molecular function: calcium channel activity. NCBI's taxonomy places the organism in Eukaryota, Metazoa, Arthropoda, Insecta, Hymenoptera, Vespidae. Gene Ontology annotation, biological process: calcium ion transmembrane transport; GPI anchor biosynthetic process.